GUUUAGUACGCAUGCGCCAAAAUCUGUUUACAAAUCGCUCUUUCAGAGAGGCGCUGCUGUUUGUCGCUUCAUUGAUUCUGUGAAAUCUUGUUUGUAGUCAGAGGGUCAGACUUUGUCCACGGUCCCGAUGCUGGCUCUGUCCAGGUGUUCGAGAGCUUUGAGGUGGAGACUGUCCCUGCGCUGCUCUGCCCUCUCUCUGGGGAGCAGUACCAUGAGCAGCCAGCCCUCCACCGCAGCCAGACCCCAGUUUCUAAGAACCCAGACUGCUCUGUUUCACCAAAGUAAAGCCAAAGCCAGUCCUGACCCAAACAAGCCCGCUACAGUAUUGUCCUCCGAGUCCGGCCUGGAGGGGGAGCUAUUUGGGAUGGGGAUGUGGUCGUUGGGUCUGGGUGCUGUUGGAGCUGCGCUUGCUGGGAUCUUCUUGGCCAACACUGAUCUGUGUCUGCCUAAAGCUGCACAGUUGUCACUGGAAACCCUUGAAGAUGCUGACCUGCGCUCCACCAUAGAUGACGACAACAUCAUUAAAGCUAAGAGCCUGUGGGAGAAGAAUGGGGCUGUGGUCAUGGCCGUACGACGACCUGGAUGAUUUUUGUGCAGAGAGGAGGCCUCUGAGCUGUCCUCUCUGAAGACCCAGCUGGAAGAGCUCGGGGUCCCUCUGGUCGCUGUGGUGAAGGAGAACAUCGGCACAGAGAUCCAGGACUUCAGACCGCACUUCGCUGGGGACAUCUACAUAGAUGAAAAGAAAAACUUCUACGGCCCGCUGCAGAGGAGAAUGGGGGGCCUGGGGUUCCUUCGCCUCGGAGUGUGGCAGAACUUCAUGCGGGCCUGGCGGUCCGGCUACCAGGGCAACAUGAACGGCGAGGGCUUUAUCCUGGGGGGAGUGUUUGUCAUCGGAGCAGGAGACCAGGGGAUUCUCCUGGAACACCAUGAGAAGGAGUUUGGCAAUAAAGUGGAGACUGCAGAUGUUUUAGAGGCUGUUAAGAAAAUUGUGCCAGUGAAAUAAGUAUUUUUAUUUUUUCCAAAAAUAAAUGGCAUUGGACAAAGGUACACUGUAUUUAGAUCAAAACAUAACUGCAUUUUUAACUUGACAUGCUGAGAUGCAAUCAAAAUCCAUCCAUUACUUAAAUACUGAUAUUAUAAUGACAUUUAAGUUUGGUUGUGUUGUCUAAUAUCACAAUAUACCUCUGUUUUUUUGCACAUUCAUUUGUUGUUGGUUAGUGGAGAUGUACUUGGGCCAGUGUUAAAAUGUUUAAACCGGUUCGAUAUUAAGCCAAACACCGGACCAGACCAGUAUACCAAUAUGUCACACUUGACUUAGCAGCCACUCCUGAGUGGGACAUAAUUAGACUUUUACUUUUUUCUUGUAAGUUUGCUUCGUCUCAGCUGCGUUUCAGCUCACCUCUUUCGUCGGCUUCAAAUCCAAAAUAUUGCCAUGUGGGCAGCCCACUUUUAGCAUACAUCCAUGAGUCAUGUCUCGUCACCCCAAAAAACACUUUUAUUUUAGCAGAACGCUCUUCUGCACUUGAGCGUCACAAAUACUUGGGGAAAUGCAUCGUUACAUUGUGUGGUCGCUACCACACUGCUUGAUCAAUAAAACAACAAUGCUACUAAGAAACCAAUGUGAACUAGUUAUGCUGCUGUAGGCCUUACUGCCCAACACUGUUGGAUUUGGCAGCGUGACACUGCUGGCACAGGUUGCUGAUGUAUACUAUUUUUUUAUUUUCGCCAGAACCACAAUGAGUCAUAAUGACAAAUGCAAUUGCAUAAAAUCAAACCGGUUUAAUCUUGUACACUGGACCGGCAAAACCGGAAAUCAACCCAACUCUAGGAAAGAGCCAAUAUUACAAGAUUUGUCACCUAGAAGCUAGUGUUUUUGAGACGGGUAUUAAUAACGGGUAGUAAGGGAAUAAAAAGCAGCAUUUUUAUUCAGGUACAUGAGCUAUUACAUUUAAAGUAACUUGAAAUCCGCCUUUUAGAGAACCACAUAAAUCAGUCUAAAGACUGGAUUAUACAUUUGAUGAAUUAUUCUAUAAGCUGUCUGUUAGGGUACAUUUGUAAUAGGGUACAUUUGUAAUACUGUUCCUAUGUGUUAUCUUCCUUUGCUUCUCUUGGUCAGGCACCUGAAUGGGCCUUCAACAUGGCGGAUGAGUGUAAGCUGUCUGUGUGUGCUAUAAUGACAACUUGACUCCAAACUCAACAUUGAGAGGAGCAGGUUUGAUGCUUAAACGCAUGCAGAUUCAGCCACUCUCGCCAUGUUGAGGAGUGUUUGUGCUGCCUGAAGCAUGUGUGUGUAUUUGUAUGUGUUAAUUAUAAAUAAAGAAGACCUCAUCACCAUCUCUUCACUGUGCACUGUA
Perca fluviatilis (European perch) is the source of this 2354-nucleotide messenger RNA. Its product is annotated as peroxiredoxin-like 2A. The record is from RefSeq and is a predicted model, not a curated record. The transcript is spliced from 7 exons. NCBI's taxonomy places the organism in Eukaryota, Metazoa, Chordata, Actinopteri, Perciformes, Percidae.